This is a messenger RNA of Echinococcus granulosus, 1782 nucleotides long. Its product is annotated as REST corepressor. The transcript is spliced from 7 exons. Gene Ontology annotation, molecular function: transcription corepressor activity. NCBI's taxonomy places the organism in Eukaryota, Metazoa, Platyhelminthes, Cestoda, Cyclophyllidea, Taeniidae. Gene Ontology annotation, cellular component: transcription regulator complex; histone deacetylase complex. Bases 1 to 1782 code for a protein of 593 amino acids. Gene Ontology annotation, biological process: regulation of transcription by RNA polymerase II; negative regulation of DNA-templated transcription. The record is from RefSeq and is a predicted model, not a curated record.
AUGGCAUCUCGAAAUGCUGUUAUUCGAGUAGGCUCUGAAUAUCAGGCUACAAUUCCGAGUUUCGGGAUUGGGACACCAAGGAGUCCUUCGUUUAGUCGGACGCUCGAGGUACUCUACUGGAAACCACUUCCUAGCUCAAAGGAUAAACAAGUCGAAGAUUACAUCAACCAUGCCACGGAAAAACAUGGAUACUCAGAGGAGCAGGCUUUGGCUUUGUUAACAUGGAAGAAAUUUGACUUUAAUUUGGCAACCGAGGAUUUGGGGAAUUUUAGCCCUAUCCGCUAUGAUUGGACUCACAAUGAGCGGCGAAUUUUCUUCGCAGCAAUGGACUUCCACUGCAAAAAUUUCUUUAAAGUUAAAGAAUUGUUUCCCAAUCGUCGCACCACGGAGCUGGUGCUCUUCUACUACCUCAAUAAGCGUAAUCAGCAAACCCUUUACGAGUUAACUUUACACGCACCUCAGUGGGCUGGAUUACAUGUUAAUGGAUUUAUCAACAGUUCUGCUCGCCUUCAGGAUAUCGAAGAUAUAAUCACACUCUCUUCACUUAUUCAUCCUAAAGAAAAAGGGCCUCAGAGCAGUCUCUUCAACGCUGAUGAUCCUCUCGAAAAUGCUAUCGCGCGUUAUAUUGACAGUUUAAAUGGUAACAUGGAAACGAGCUCCUCAAGUUCAACAAGGACACCUCGCGUCUCUCCCAAUGCCAAUUCUGGUGAACUGACCAAAACCGGCAGAACUGCAUCCACGUCGCGUUUACGAAAUCGUAAACGGCCGAUCAACGAUAACGGUGCCAUUGGAGACGGGGAUGAGGCCUUCUAUUCUUCCUCCUCCUCGGAAAAUGAUAUAGUACGGAUUGAUUACCUAGGAAAAUUGGUUAAUAAGAACGGUAUUCCCACUGGUGCUUCGGUUCGGACGUGCACUUCGAAAGUGCAGGCUCGAAUCGAAGCCGAGCUGGCGGCAAUGAGUAAAGCGGUAGCAAAAGGUCCACAGUCUGGUUCUGAGAGAGCCUCACCCAUACUGGAUGAUGAAAGCGAAGUGAUGCGCGGUUUUAAUCCACGAAUCGGACUUGUAGGAACUCGAGAAUCGGCCAGCAAUGGUGGGCUGAGGAGGGGUAAUACGCAGAAAAAGCGCGUCUCAGUAAACGUUCUCACCGCCUCGGACAAUGUGCCUACCUUCUCGGCGUCGCGUUCUUUCAUUCCACAGGUGAAUAUCAUUGCAGAACAGCAGUUAACACAGCCGUCAUCGCAGGAGGCGGUAGUGGCAGUGACGAUGGAAACGGAAACCUCAAGUCAGGUGGAGCUAUCUUCACGACCCACCACUCCCAUAUCUACUGCUUCACCAAACUCAGUGCCGAUUACAGUGAAUUCUGACAACGAAUUGGAGGCUGAAUUGGAGUGUUCAGAAGCCCAGGGGGAAGUGCCAUCUGAAUCGUUUUUAAAUGAAUUGGAGGCGGAAGUGACUUCGAACAUCGAAGAUAUGCGUCCACCUCAGAUUCCUCUCGCGUCGUCGAUUGUUGGGCAUUCGAGAGGUUCCGAGCCCCCUGUUGAGGUGUGCUUUGUGUUCGCUUUCAAUAAGGAUCCCGAAUGGACGCAGGCAGAGUUGGCUCUGGCGGUGGAAAUCAUAUCGGAGGUCGGAGAGGACUACGAGCGCAUUGCUGACCACAUGGUCAACAAGACGCCCAGCAUGGUUGCUUAUCUGUUCAAAACACAGGGCAGGCAGUUGCAUCUCUAUGAGGUAGCAGCGAUGGCCGAAAUAAAACAAACGGCAGAGCAUGGCCUUUCUCCUUGA